Ilex paraguariensis (yerba mate) is the source of this 1198-nucleotide messenger RNA. The record is from the annotation of a GenBank genome assembly. NCBI's taxonomy places the organism in Eukaryota, Viridiplantae, Streptophyta, Magnoliopsida, Aquifoliales, Aquifoliaceae.
UCAAAACCCACCACCGACUCUCCUAGACUAUUCCUUUGCUGCUGCUUCAUUUCUUCUGUCUCUAGUUCUUCGCUGUCAAAACCCGACAAGAAUGAUCCGUCCACCACCUUCCACCACCCGCGCACCUACUAUCUCCACCAACACAAGCCAUCCAGACCAUAAAAAUUCAAACCCUCAAAGCAACACCAAUAAAAUUCAACUCAGCAUUGAUUCAAACAUGGCAAAUGUGACAUCGUCUUCUUCGGCGGCAGUAAUGGUCGAUGGGUUGGAAGCAGACUCAGUUUUGUCCAGGUCCGAGUUCUUGACUCGGGAAGAAGUCCUGAAACGCCGGUCUCGCCGAGUCAAACAGCUUGCCAAGAUCUACAGAGACCAGUACUGGGCUCUAAUGGAAGAGCUCAAGCUCAAGUACAGAGAAUAUUAUUGGCAGUACGGUAAAAGUCCCUUUCAGGAGGACGAGGACAGAGAGAACAACAAGAAUUGCACACAAGGAACGGCAGAGAAUGGCAAUAACAGCAAUAAUAACGAGUAUGCUGUGAAUCAGUGUGGGGUCCAUGGGUGUAAGGCCAAGGCCAUGGCUUUGACCAAGUUCUGUCACAUGCACAUACUUUCGGAUGCCAAGCAAAAGCUUUACAAGGCUUGCAAUUACACAAUCAAGAGUUCACCAACAGGGCCGAUACUUUGCGGAAAGCCAAUAUUGAGAUCCACCAUUCCUUCCCUUUGUGCUCCUCAUUUUCAGAAAGCUGAAAAACAUGUCGCUCGGGCUCUUAAGAAGGCAGGUCUCAAUGCCACUUCUACAAGUAAGCUUUCGCCCAAGUUCCAUCUCAUUGUUGCGGAAUACGUCCACCAAAUCCAAGCUAAAAGAAGAGCUGCACAGAAGGCAACUAUAGAGAACUUUGAAUCCAAGGAGGACAACAGUCUUAAGGUUGUGUAGUAUUUGUAAAGGUUCUCUUUUGUAUGACUCUUGACCAGUUGGUGCCAACAGAUGGGUAAAUAGUUGAAUGAAUGAUAGCUCUGAUUAACUGGAGCAAAACAAAGAUUUGGAUGGCAUUGGGACUAGUGCAUUGAAAGUUGAAAUUUUGCAUAUGAAAGGUACCAUACACUAUCUCGAUGCCUCAGUAAUUGCUUUGAAAAAUUUUUUCUUUUCUUUUUUCUUUUUCAUUUUUGGAUUGAGCUUCAUAUGAUGCUUUUUGUUGCCAGG